Molecule: messenger RNA, 2170 nt
Organism: Populus nigra (black poplar)
Lineage: Eukaryota; Viridiplantae; Streptophyta; Magnoliopsida; Malpighiales; Salicaceae
Product: putative E3 ubiquitin-protein ligase XBAT34
Exons: 9
Coding region: 191-1690 (499 amino acids)
Molecular function (GO): protein binding
Source: RefSeq, a predicted model, not a curated record
ACAACAAACGCAGCCUUCGUGGAAACUUUUAAACUUUUUGAUCCUACCGGUGUUAACUGUCAAUUAACUAUGACCCCAAUCCUUCGUUGCUAAGUUUUCUCCCUCUCUAUAAUUUACAUUUUCUUUGCUUCUUAAUCACCCUCUUGUAUAAACUCUCUUCAAUUUUGUUUCCUUUCUCUUCUCCAAAAUCAUGGGCCAAAGUCUUGAUUCAAUGACGCAAAAACAAUCCAAAGACGAACUUCUGUAUCAGCUGGCAAUUGCCGGAAAUGUGGACGCCGUUAAAGCUCUUUGUAGUGAAGGGGCUAUCCUUGAGUGGAUUGACAGAGAUGGAAAGACCCCUCUUAUAGUGGCUUGUAUGGAUUCUGGAUUGUAUAAUGUUGCCAAAGUUUUGAUUGAAAUGGGAGCCAAUGUCAAUGCUUAUCGUCCAGGGCGUCAUGCGGGUACCCCUUUACAUCAUGCGGUGAAAAGAGGCCUGGAGCAGACUGUUAAGUUACUUCUCUCAAGUGGAGCGAAUGCUUUAGUGAGAAAUGAUGAUUGUCAAACUGCACUUGAUGUUGCAAGAAUAAAGGGGAAUAUAAAUAUUGUGCGCACUAUUGAGAGUCACAUUUGCUAUUUCACUGGCUGGCUGCGGGAGUUUUAUGGUCCAGGAUUUCUCAGAGCAUUCGCUCCUCAAUUUUUAUCAAGAAAAAUCUGGGCUGCUGUUAUACCACAAGGUUCCAGCAAUCCCAUGACGCCCAAGAAGCUGGAGCUUGUGAUAUAUCCUUCUUCCCAGGAUGUACAACCUCGUACAGUAAUUGCUCUUUGGAAUGCUGAAAUUGAGGAACCUAACUUCAAUAGACCAGAUCCUGAGCUUACUAUUUUUGACCAGUCAACUAAAACUCAAUACAAACUUGCAUCUGCCAAUGAGGGUGAUAAACAGCAGCUUCACUGGUUAUAUGAUGCAUGCAGCGGAAUUCCCCAGGUUAUGCCGCCACCAAUGCAUGGCAAUCCUCCAACCACAGUUCCAGUGGUUGGUCAUCAUACUUCAGCAGAAGCUGUGGGAUCGGCAAUGGCAAUAGGUGGUGGAUCCAUUCAGUCUACCACAGAGGACAAUCCACUACAUCCAAAUACUCAUCAGAGCUCUGAAGUAAUUAAUGCAAACGGCUGGGAAGACCCUGUGCGUGGUGAUAGCCACAACAGGUGGGGCGUGACUGUUGCAUCCACACAUUCAGAAGCACGCAGCAGUGGAUGGAUGGGCGAGGCACCAAAGGAAGACCACAAUGGAUGCGCUGUGCCUAAUAUGGGGCCAAGUGGCAGUCAAGGUCAUGUAGAAACCCGUUAUGAUAUUCCCCCUGUUUCUGAAACUAGUGGUGGAAAUACUGCAUCAGUCCCAUCAGCUCCAUCAGCUCCACCAAUUCCUGAUGAGGAAUUGGAUGCAGGGCCUCUCCACUAUCCAUCAUUUGAUUUUAGUCUACUGGACUUGUCUGUUCCAGCCAUAGAGCUUGGAGCUUCUGUAACAAGUGAUGUGAACAAAGGAGGUACUUCUUCUUCAUGUAUAAUAUGUUGGGAAGCUCCUGUUGAAGGUGCAUGCAUUCCUUGCGGUCACAUGGCUGGUUGUAUGACUUGUUUGAGUGAGAUCAAAGCUAAGAAAGGUGUUUGCCCGAUUUGCCGAUCCAAUAUAAACCAGGUUACAAGGCUUUAUGCUGUCUGAAAAGUGGACCUGAGAAAAAAGGAUCUGGCAUUGAUUUGUAAAAAUGUUUGGUUUGAUCUUUACAUCUCUGAUGUGUGAGCUUGUUCUAAAUAUUAAUUACAUUUAGACUAAAGGUGCAACUCAAAGAUGCAACAAGGCACUUCUUGCUAAUUGACAGUAACCUAAGUGCAGCAUGGACUAUGAAUAUCGAACUCUGCUUUGUGAGGUUUCCCUAUGGAUUAUCUUGUGGCUACCCAACACAAGAAGUACACCGUGACAAGAAAUCCAAUGCUAUCCGUGGCAUCAAGGAGACCAUCAUAUGUCACCUCACCUUGGAACUGAAGGGCAUGGACGCUUAAUCCCUACUUAAUUCACAGGUUGGUUUUUUUGCAUAUUAUUCGUUGUUUGUUUGGUAACUGAACAUUCGUUGUAAAUAAAGAAUCGUGUUGUAAAUGUUCAAUGGAAAGUAUACCAAAUGAUGGAUCCAUAUUUUGUUUCUUC